CGCAACUAUUUGCAUUAGGAUAACACGAAGAAACGUGGCUGGUUGUGGUCGCUGCUGAAUUCAAAUCCCUACUUGAAGUUGAAAAUUCGUCACUGGAUUCAUUCAUUCAUCAUCAUUUUUCUACUUCAAUCAUGGCUUCACUCCUCAACACGGUGUCACCAGCCGCAAAUUUACCCUCCAAAACGAAACGAGCCUGUUGCCGCGGUUUCUUGCACUUCCAGGUCCCAAAAAUUCACACUUUUUCCCUCAAGAAGGGUUUUUCUAGGGUUUGGGUUUCGACCCAGGUUGCCAUUUCCCCAAAAGAUUCCAUCUUUACCCUCCCCAAUUGGAGGAGUGGGAGGAAUGACCAAAGGGGCAAAGAGCUGAGGAUGUAUGAUGCAUUUCUCCACUUAGAGUACAUGGUGGGUAAGGGCCACAAGCCUGAGGUUACUCAAGCAACUCAGCUUUUGUAUGAUCUUUGCAAAUUCAAUAAGGCUAGGAAAGCUGUUAGGGUUAUGGAGAUGAUGGUUGGUUCAGGUAUUAUACCUGAUGCAGCCUCUUAUACUCACUUGGUCAAUUUUUUGUGUAAGAGAGGCAAUGUUGGCUAUGCAAUUCAGUUGGUUGAGAAGAUGGAGGGGCAUGGCUUUCCAACCAAUACUGUUACCUAUAACACCCUUGUUAAAGGGCUUUGUAUGCAUGGGAACUUGAAUCAGAGCUUGCAGCUUUUGGAUAAGCUGACAAAGAAGGGCCUUGUCCCGAAUGCAUUCACGUUUUCCUUCCUUCUCGAGGCGGCAUAUAAGGAAAGGGGUGUGGAUGAUGCUAUGAAGCUUCUGGAUGAUAUAAUUGCCAAGGGUGGGGAGCCUAACUUGGUUAGUUACAAUGUGUUAUUGACUGGUUUGUGCAAGGAAGGGAGGACUGAAGAAGCUGUCAAGCUUUUUCGGGAAUUGCCUGCGAAAGGGUUCAGUCCUAGUGUUGUGAGUUACAACAUUUUGCUGAGGAGUUUGUGCUACGAGGGGCGGUGGGAGGAGGCGAACAAGCUUCUGGCAGAGAUGGAUAAAGAGAACCAGACUCCCUCGGUGGUUACUUACAACAUAUUGAUUACUUCGCUUUGCCUCCAUGGAAGAACCGAACAAGCUUUCAAGGUUUUAGAUGAAAUGAUGAGGAGUGGGUUCAAGGCGACUGCUACUAGCUAUAAUCCGAUCGUUGCCCGCCUCUGCAAGGAAGGGAAGGUGGAUCUUGUUUACCAGUGUCUGGACCAAAUGAUUCACAGGCGCUGUAAUCCUAAUGAAGGAACAUACUGUGCUAUCGCGAUGCUGUGUGAGCAAGGUAACGUGCAGGAGGCUUUCUUUCUAAUCCAAAGCCUGGGAAAUAAACAAAACUACCCUAUGCAUGAUUUUUACAAGAAUGUGAUUGCAAGUCUGUGUAGGAAAGGGAACACAUAUCCAGCUUUUCAGGUGCUAUAUGAAAUGACAAAGUAUGGAUUUACUCCAGAUUCCUAUACUUAUUCAUCUUUGAUAAGAGGAAUGUGUAGGGAGGGAAUGCUAGAUGAGGCUCUAAAGAUAUUCAGGAUUUUGGAAGAAAAUGAACACAGGCCUGAUCUUGAUAACUACAAUGCACUCAUACUUGGAUUUUGCAAAGCUCAGAGAACAGACUUGUCAAUAGAGAUAUUAAUGAUGAUGGUUAACAGAGGAUGUGUGCCUAAUGAGACAACCUAUACCAUUCUUGUGGAAGGGCUUGCUUUUGAAGAGGAAACAGAUAUAGCAACCGAUCUGUUGAAAGAGUUAUAUGUGAAAGAGGUUCUGAGCCAAAGUACUGUUGAAAGACUUUGUAUGCAAUAUGACCUCAAGGAGUUAAUAGCAACAGGGUAGUGACAUUCCCUCAAAGUAUAUAACAGAAAGUAAGUACUAAGUAGGUAUAUGACUGCCUUCUGAUAUGAAUGGUGUUUUCUCAGCUUGAUUAGUCAGGUAAAACAAAAGGGUUCCCAAAUGCUUGGAAUUUUGAUUGAAUACAAUGUUUACAGAUGAAUAAUGAAAUGGUUCAAGCAGAUAAUUUAAUGCUAACUGCAUCCCUCCCAUGCUUUAGAUUUAACACUAUUUUGGGCUCUUGGUGAAUUGAGUUCUUUAAGUGAUUUGUAUUAUCCAUUUGUUGAUUUGAUUCUAUAAAUUUCUUUCCAUGUCA
Cajanus cajan (pigeon pea) is the source of this 2157-nucleotide messenger RNA. Its product is annotated as Pentatricopeptide repeat (PPR) superfamily protein. Gene Ontology annotation, molecular function: protein binding; mRNA binding. The record is from RefSeq and is a predicted model, not a curated record. Lineage: Eukaryota; Viridiplantae; Streptophyta; Magnoliopsida; Fabales; Fabaceae.